AUGUCGCCCUCCGGUCGCCUGUACCUCCUCACCAUUGUGGGCCUGGUUCUCCCGGCCAGAGGACAGAAAUUGGAGGAGGCCACAUCCAUUUCUCUAGCAGACUCAACCACUGUGAACAUUCAUGCCCUGACUCAAACCCCAGACGCAGUUCAUCCAGAAUUCCAGUCCACCCCUCAGACUUCAACCCUGCAGGCUGGUGUAGAAACAUCGAACCAGAUGACCCAGACCCAGCAACUGAAGGGAGAGACUGUGCCUCUUACCACAGACCCGGGGACGGAUGAGAGCAGCACGGAAGCUGAUCCCAUCAAAGGCACCACACUCUCCAAGCAGUCUCCAGACAAAGACUUCACGGCAGACCCUGCCCGCCAGUCCUCUGAUUCAAGUGAGGACGAUCCCUUCUCCUAUGAUGUGUACACUCUCCGGAAACGGGGGCUGUUGGUUGCAGCUGUGCUGUUCAUCACAGGCAUUGUGAUCCUCACCAGUGGCAAGUGUAGGCAGUUGCCCCGAUUAUGCCGGAAUCAUAACAGAGCCUACAGAGUCACAAAAGCCCAACCUGAGAGGGAAGACCCAGAUGGAGCCAGAGCCGAUGGCCGGAACCCCCUACCUUCCCAACCCUGA
Molecule: messenger RNA, 618 nt
Organism: Pipistrellus nathusii (Nathusius's pipistrelle)
Lineage: Eukaryota; Metazoa; Chordata; Mammalia; Chiroptera; Vespertilionidae
Source: the annotation of a GenBank genome assembly